AUGGCUAAGGAUGACGACGGCGCAGUGACAACGAUCGCCUCCAGGGUCGCCUCCAUCUGCGCCGUCAUCGACCACGCCGUUGCGUCGGAAACCCUGAGCGCCAGGCGAGUCGCCGCCAUCUCCGCCAUGAUCCACGACGUCGCCUCCGCCGCGGAGGAGGGGGCGACGAGAAGCACCGGGAAGCGGCGGCGCAUGGGCAGCUCACGCAGCUACCAGGAGGCGCGCAGGAUCGGCGAGGGCCGCUUCGGCGUCGUCCUCAGGGCGCGCCACCGCGCCACCGGCCAGACCAUCGCCCUCAAGGGCCUCCGCUGGACGACGCGCCACAGCCCCGGCUCCGACCAGCUCGUCGGCAAGCUCCUGCGAGAGGCCUGCUUCAUGGCGGCCUGCGGCGGCCACCCCUCCGUCGUCGCUCUCAAGGGAAUCGCGCGCGUGCCCGGCACCAGCGACUACGCCAUCGUCAUGGAGUACGUCGGCCGGAGCCUGGACCAGGUCGUCUACGACCGCAUGGGCCGCCUCGGCCGCCCGUUCACGGAGGACGAGGUCCGCGGCGUCAUGCGGCAGUUGCUGGCCGGCGCGGACGCCAUGCACGAGCGCCGCAUCAUCCACCGCGACAUCAAGCCGUCCAACGUCCUCGUCGUCUACGACGGCGGCGGCGGCGGCGGUGAUGAUGACCUCGUCGUCAAGAUCUGCGACUACGGGCUGGCGAUGUCCAUGGCCGAGCAGAACGCCGACGGCGCGUUCCUGGCCGCCGGAACGAGGUCGUACAUGGCGCCGGAGAUGCUGCUGGCGAAGCCGCGCUACGACACGCGCGUCGACAUGUGGUCCCUGGGCUGCGUCAUGGCCGAGAUGCUCACCGGCGAGGUGCUCUUCGAGAGGGCGGACACCAUGGCCGGCCAGCUCUACAAGAUCUUCGAUGUGCUCGGCGUGCCAGAAAAGAAGAAGGCGCUUAAGGCCUUCAAGUCGCCGUUCUCGUUCCUCGCCGGCGAGGUGAAGCGGUGGCGGCAAGCUCGGCGCGGUGGCAGGCUGCGCGAGCUGUUCCCGGAGCAGACGCUGUCCAAGGACGGGUUCAAGGUCUUGAAAGGGCUGCUCACGUGCAGCCCCAGCAAGCGGCUGGACGCGGCCGCCGCGCUCCGGCUUCCGUGGUUCGCUGACGCCGACGACGACCACGCUCCUGUAGCCCCUGCAGUUUCGAAGAGCGAUGGCGCGGCCGCGAGCAUUCGCGCGCUGGCGUCGCACUCCUGGCAGAUGGCUUUGUCGUGCUUUGGGCGACCGGUUGUCCCUUAA
This is a messenger RNA of Triticum dicoccoides, 1284 nucleotides long. RefSeq names its product putative cyclin-dependent kinase F-2. NCBI's taxonomy places the organism in Eukaryota, Viridiplantae, Streptophyta, Magnoliopsida, Poales, Poaceae. Gene Ontology annotation, molecular function: ATP binding; protein serine/threonine kinase activity. The transcript is spliced from 2 exons. The coding region runs from base 1 to 1284 and encodes 427 amino acids. Gene Ontology annotation, cellular component: nucleus. Gene Ontology annotation, biological process: regulation of mitotic cell cycle; protein phosphorylation. The record is from RefSeq and is a predicted model, not a curated record.